AUGCCUAGAGAACGACGUGCGAACAUCGGCCGCCGCACAAGACAUGCAAGCCAGCAACAAGUCUAUUCAAGGAACUUAAGAGAAGAAAGACAAAAUAUAAUAAGAGAAAAUGACCGAUUGAGACAUCGCGUGAGCACACGAAGAUCAUUGGCAUCAUACAAUCGCUUGGCAUUCCAAUAUGAUCCCACUGCGAACUACAGUGAUGAUGAAAAUUUGGAUAUUGGACGAAUGACGACUAUAUGCCGAUAUUGCAAUGCGGUAAAGUUCAAAAGAGAAACGGUUGGAUUGUGCUGCGCAAGUGGAAAAGUCAAACUGGAUCCAUUACUUACACCACCACAGCCACUGAAAACAUUGUUUGAUGGAAGUGAUCCCGAUUCCAGCCAUUUUCUUCAACACAUCCUUGAAUACAAUAACUGCUUUCGCAUGACUUCCUUUGGAGCUAAUAUCAUUCGAGAAGGCGGCUUCAUGCCGACUUGCAAGAUACAAGGUCAAAUAUAUCAUUUGCAUGGUUCAAUGGUGCCAACACCAGAUGAACCGCAUCAAUUUCUGCAAAUAUAUUUCAUUUCGUCGAUGGUGGAUCAGCUGAACGUGCGGUGCAAUAUACAGGGAGCACAACAGUUAAAGAGACGAAUUAUUGAACAGUUGCAAGCAUUUUUUCACGCUAAUAAUGCUGUGGUUAAUAUGUUCAAAACAGCAUUGGAACGAAUGCCAUCGGAUACGCACAAAUUUGUCAUAAGAGCGGAUUGUACUCCGACAGGUGAACAUGUGCGAAGAUUCAAUGCACCCACCGUUAAUGAUGUUGCUGCAAUUAUUGUUGGCGAUCCAACUAAAUCACGAGACAUUGUCGUUCAGCGAAGAAGCAAUAUCAUGCAUCGUGUAAACGAGACACAUCGUUUGUACGAUGCGUUACAAUAUCCAAUCAUUUAUUGGCAAGGGCAAGACGGAUACGACAUCACGUUGAAGAUGGUCGAUCCAAUUACAGGAGUAUCAACGAAUAAUAAAAAUCUAAGCGCAAUGAAUUACUAUGCGUAUCGUAUGAUGAUUCGUACACAUGAGGAGAAUGUCAUUCUGAAGUGCGGUCGGCUAUUCCAGCAAUUCGCUGUUGACAUGUAUGUCAAAGUCGAGACCGAACGUUUAGCGUUCAUCAGAUUCAAUCAGCCAAAGCUACGAUCUGAGGACUAUAUACACUUGCGUGAUGCUAUUCAUUCAGAUGGUGAUGUUCAGAAUAUUGGACGACUGACGAUUCUCCCAUCAACUUAUAUCGGAAGCCCACGCCACAUGCACGAAUACGCUCAAGACGCUAUGACGUACGUGCGAAAUUAUGGAACUCCGGAUUUAUUUAUUACGGUCACAUGCAAUCCGAAGUGGACGGAAAUUGAACGCGAGUUGGAACCGGGUCAAAAACCGCAAGAUCGCCAUGACAUAAUCGCCAGAGUAUUUCAGCAAAAACUCAAGGUUAUGAUGGAUGUGCUUACUAAGUAUCGAGUUUUUGGUGACACACGUUGUUAUAUGUACUCGGUGGAAUGGCAGAAGCGUGGACUACCGCAUGCUCAUAUCCUAAUUUGGUUGCUGAACAAAUUACAUUCAAAUGAAGUGGAUGACAUCAUAUCAGCUGAAAUUCCUGAUCCAGUCACUGAUCCCCGUCUACACGACAUUGUGACGUCACAGAUGGUGCAUGGACCGUGCGGUGCAUUAAAUCCAUUAUCGCCUUGCAUGGCUGAUGGAAAGUGCACAAAACGAUAUCCGCGACCGUUAGUUGCUGAAACAGUCACAGGGAACGAUGGAUAUCCAGUUUAUCGUCGGCGUUCAAAAGAAGAUAACGGUCGAACUAUCAAAGUUAAAGUUCAAAAUCAAGAGAUUGAGAUCGGAAAUGAAUUCAUUGUACCAUAUUGCCCGCUGCUAUCACGAAUUUUCGAAACACAUGCAAACGUUGAGAGUUGUCAUUCGGCCAAAUCAAUCAAAUAUUUGUGCAAGUACGUCACAAAAGGCAGCGACAUGGCUGUGUUUGGUAUUGCGUCGGAAAAUGUGAAUGACGAAAUCAGCAACUUCCAAAUGGGCAGAUACCAGUGCAUUUGGAAAAUGGCCAAAGAGUUUACUUCACUGAGGCUAAUGCGGCACAACGAGCUGAGAGACCACCAUCGACAACGUUGA
Messenger RNA from Rhopalosiphum padi (bird cherry-oat aphid), 2151 nucleotides. RefSeq lists its product as uncharacterized. Bases 1 to 2151 code for a protein of 716 amino acids. NCBI's taxonomy places the organism in Eukaryota, Metazoa, Arthropoda, Insecta, Hemiptera, Aphididae. The record is from RefSeq and is a predicted model, not a curated record. The transcript has 4 exons.